Acanthamoeba castellanii str. Neff is the source of this 945-nucleotide messenger RNA. RefSeq names its product galactosyl transferase GMA12/MNN10 family protein. Gene Ontology annotation, biological process: protein N-linked glycosylation. Bases 1 to 945 code for a protein of 314 amino acids. Lineage: Eukaryota; Discosea; Longamoebia; Acanthamoebidae. Gene Ontology annotation, molecular function: glycosyltransferase activity. Gene Ontology annotation, cellular component: Golgi membrane. The transcript has 5 exons. The record is from RefSeq and is a predicted model, not a curated record.
AUGUUGACGACACUCGGCCGCAAGGAGGCGAUAAUGGCGUGUUUGGCGAAGAAGAUGUGGAAGCAGAAGAAGAAGCAGAAACAGCAGAGAGGCCGGAAGCAGAGCAAACAGAAGAAGAACAGGAAACGGAGGAGAAAGUCGCCGAAGAAGGAAAAGAGGGAGAUGAGGGGCCUGUCGAGCACAAGAACGGAGCGUGUAGCGCCACCUCCCCGAAGUACCUGCAACACGACUCCUCGGUCGACAAGAGCGGCAAACUCGUCCAUGGCCCGUGCCACCGCUCCCGCGUCAAGGGACGUGAGCAUCAAGAACAAGAUGCUCUAUGCCAAGCUCCACGGCUACGACUUUGAGUGGUGGGUCACGGCCUACAAGGCUCCCCAGGGCCAGACGCCGCGGCCGCCCAUCUGGACCAAGACGGCCUUCCUGCUCGACGUGCUCGCCGGCACGGAGGGGGAGGGAGAUUGCGAUUACGAUUGGCUGCUGUGGCUUGAUUGCGACUCGCUCGUGGCGAGGUACGAAUUCACGAUCAAGCACAUCACCGGGCAGUACUUCAACGACCAGCAUAAGCAGAUCGUACUCUCCAAGGAUCUAAACGGAUUCAAUUCGGGCAUCAUGGCGCUCCGAUGCUCGGCCUGGAAUCUGGCCCUGUUCCGCCGCAUCUGGGACUCCAAACAGUACAUCAACGACGUGUGGGCCGAGCAGCGCGGCCUCAUCGCCUUCUAUAACUCCGACUCCGACGUCAAGUCGCGCGUCGCGGAGGUGCCGCAGGACCAGAUGCAGUACGUGAAGGGGGCGCCGGCGAGGAAAGUCCCCGAGGGCGCGGCCGGCGAGUUCGACAUCUUCGUGGUCCACUUCGCCGGCUUCUGGGGCGCCAAGGACAAGUGGAUGGCCCAGUACUACCCAGAUAUCAUGAAGCACGGCAGCUGGAUGAAGCCGCCCCUGGACUGA